Messenger RNA from Drosophila montana, 1050 nucleotides. RefSeq lists its product as uncharacterized. The record is from RefSeq and is a predicted model, not a curated record. Bases 1 to 1050 code for a protein of 349 amino acids. Lineage: Eukaryota; Metazoa; Arthropoda; Insecta; Diptera; Drosophilidae. The transcript has 3 exons.
AUGGCCAACGUUAUAGGAAGUCGCAUAUUCCGUUUGCUCCUGGCGCUGCUGCUUAGCUUCUCGCUGGCUUUGGUCAGAGCUGGCAAUUACAGCAGCAGCUUUGGCUUCAGCUCCAACAUCUCCGACAGUUCCAACAGUUCCUGCCGUGCUGUCAGUUAUCUCCGUGAGAAACCACUGCAUCUGCCGCACUUGCUGCAGCGGCAAAAGCGUUGGCUUAUCUUUGAACUGGGCACCUCCGUCACAGUUACGGCCAAUUGUGCAAAGGCUUUGGUGGACACCAUACCCAGAGGCAUGGUACUGCUUGCCGAGGCAACGGCAAUUUAUGAUUUGCCUGGAUCGGUUGACGAUUGGUUGCCACGUCGCAGGCGCAAGCCCAAGCCCCCACCGCCGCCGCCACCACCACCUCCACCACCACCACCACCGCCAGCUCCAGUUGCUGUUGUACCAGCUCCAGCACCCUUACUCUUUUCACAGCAACCGGUGAUUGUUCCUUUAAGUCCUGCCGAUCCCGUGCAGUCGUUUUACUUUGCAUAUCCACACGCAGCGCCGGUUCUGGGUCGCCGCAAGUCCUAUGUGAAGCAGGUGCACAGCGGCUGUCCGGCAUCCAAGCUAGUAAGAGAUGCGUACGGCAACUAUUACUGCCGGCCCACAGCAGAGUCACGCCGCCUGCGGCGUGAGCUACAAAGAAAUGGAGCCAAUCUCCUGAAUGACGGGCAGAGUCCACAUGGAAUGCUGUUCGAUUUGCUGGGAAUGCUGUCUGCGAUACAUCAGUAUGAGCCGCGCUACUGCAUCAUGCGGACUCUUUGCGAGUCCCGCCAUCUGCUGGCACCACCCGGCCAAUCGCUGUUUCACGAUAUUUUUCGCAUUCUGCUGCGCUACGUGCAUCCGGAGAUUGCCCAUAAGCCCAUAUAUCGCAAGGCCUUUACCAGUGGACAUUCGCUGCAUGAGUGCGCACGGUGGUAUGGCGCGCACUGUCCACAGAGUUUUUUGCUACACUUCAGCUCACAGUUUCAGAGCAAAUUUGCAAAUGCAUUUAAUAAAGCGACCUAA